Messenger RNA from Saccoglossus kowalevskii, 1554 nucleotides. RefSeq names its product organic cation transporter protein-like. NCBI's taxonomy places the organism in Eukaryota, Metazoa, Hemichordata, Enteropneusta, Harrimaniidae. The record is from RefSeq and is a predicted model, not a curated record. Gene Ontology annotation, molecular function: transmembrane transporter activity. Gene Ontology annotation, biological process: transmembrane transport. Gene Ontology annotation, cellular component: membrane.
AUGGCGGAAACAGACCACUGGUGCAGGCUUCCUGAAUAUAACGAUCUCGUUGAACAAUGCAAAUACAUUAACGCUACUGCAAAUUGUGACUUGUUUGCGAAAACAUUGGCACUUCCGAAAGAAACUGUUAGCAGUGCUUGUGGUACCAAGUGGAAAUUUAGUAGUUGUCUUAGAUAUGAUGUCAAUACUACUGACGUCAUUGACUUGAUGAACACGAAUGAUAAUCGUACACUGAACACAAUGAAAUGUGGUGACAAGAUGACAUACGAUACAAGCCAGUAUACAUCCACUGCUGUCCAAGAGUUUGGUUUUGUUUGCGACCAGUAUUAUCUGGGUCCUCUUGCAACGUCAGUACUUUUACUUGGUCCAUUCCUGGCUAAUAUUUUUAUGGGCCAAUUGGCAGACAGGAUCGGCCGUCGACCAACGUUGAUGAUCAACAUAACUAUAUUCGUGGUAUUUGGAGCUUUACAAUCUGUGAUACGAACCACUGUAGUGUUCUUUAUCUGUAAUUUCAUGGUAGGCAUAGCUAUGUUUGUUUCAGAAAUCGUUGGUCCAUCAAAACGAGGUUCUAUGACGAUGGCAUGUGUAGUAUUUUAUAGUUUGGGAUUCACUGCAUUACCUUUGAUAGCUUUCUUUAUUCGUGAUUGGUCAAUUCUUGUUCUCGUCAUUAGUGUUUCCGCUGCAGCGCUUCUUUCAUAUUGGUGGUUACUCACUGAAUCUCCAAGGUGGUUACUAUCAGUCGGCAAAGUUAAGAAUGCUAAAAAAGUGCUGCAAAAAAUGGCUAAAGUCAAUAAGGUCGUUUUACCAGAGAGUGUCUUCGAAGAAUUGAAUAAAGAAAAAUUGUGUUUGAAGACAGUUCCACCAAAAAAUGACUCAACUGAUUCAUUUUUCAGUCUUUUUCGCUAUCAAAAUAUGAGAAGAAAAACUCUGAUCAUUUACUACUGUGCCUCUUCAAUGAGUUUGCUGUAUUACGGAUUAACGUUCAACGUUGGAAACAUAGCUGGAAAUAAUUACACCAAUGCUCUGAUUGCUGGAGCUGUCGAGAUUGUAGCUUAUUCCUCGUCGAUGUACUUGGUGGAAACACGCUGUGGUAGAAAACUGACCAUAUGUAUAUCUUCCUUGACAGCAGCUAUUGCGACUGUAUCAAGUGCAUUUAUAUCUCAGUGUGGAGGUACAUUAUGGGUCAUGGUUGCUGUAUACAUGGUUGGAAAGUUUGCAGCCACAGUGGGUUAUGCAGUCAGUCAAUUAUAUGCAGGAGAGCUCUUCCCUACAACAUUGAGAUCGGUUGGAGUAAUGUCAACUUCAUCCUGUUCAAUUCUGGCUAGCUCGCUUGCUCCUCUUCUUCUGCCCCUUCGAAUGACCUGGAACCCAUUGCCACAGCUUGUGUUUGGAGGCCUAUCAAUCAUGUCGGCUUUUAUGGUAUUAACUUUACCUGAAACAAGACGCAGAAAACUUCCUGCAAAUAUAAAGGAGGCUGAGAUGUUCGGAAAAAAACAUCCUUCUUGCAAAAAAACCACAAAGGAACUCCACGAUGUCAACGGAACAAUGGUCUGA